Molecule: messenger RNA, 744 nt
Organism: Closterium sp. NIES-65
Lineage: Eukaryota; Viridiplantae; Streptophyta; Zygnematophyceae; Desmidiales; Closteriaceae
Source: the annotation of a GenBank genome assembly
AUGGUCGUGGACGUGGACGUGGACGUAGACAUGGUCGUGGACCUUGACGUGGACGUGGUCGUGGUCGUGGACGUGGUCGUGGACGUGGACAUGGACGUGGACGUGGACGUGGACGUGGACGUGGACAUGGACGUGGACGUGGACGUGGACGUGGACGUGGACGUGGACGUGGACGUGGACGUGGACGUGGACGUGGACGUGGGCGUUGACGUGGGCGUGGACGUGGACGUGGACGUGGACGUGGGCGUUGACGUGGUCGUGGACGUGGUUGCGGACGUGGACGUGGACGUGGACGUGGACGUGGUCGUGGACGUGGACGUGGACGUGGACGUGGACGUGGACAUGGACGUGGAUAUCGACGUGGACGUGGACCUGGACAUGGUCGUGGACGUGGUCGUGGACGUGGACGUGGUCGUGCACGUGGACGUGGACGUGGUCGUGGACGUGGACGUGGACAUGGACGUGGACGUAGUCGUGGACGUGGUCAUGGACGUGGAGGAUUUGGACGUGGAGGACUUGGACGUGGACGUGGACGUGGACGUGGACGUGGUCAUGGACGUGGAGGACUUGGACAUGGACGUGGACGUGGACGUGGUCGUGGUCGUGGACGUGGUCGUGGACGUGGACGUGGUCGUGGACGUGGUCGUGGACGUGGACGUGGUCGUGGACGUGGUCGUGGACGUGGACGUGGACGUGGUCGUGGACGUGGAGGACUUGGACGUGGAGGACUUGGACGUGGACUGA